GUUCCAGUAGAAAACCUCCUUCAUGGAAACAGUUUCAUGAUUUUUUAUUUGCCCGAAUGUCAUCAUUACAGUCCUUUGAGAGCUCUCAGCAAAAGCGAAUUUUGCAAUCAACAAAACAAUUCUCAGCAAAGGUUCAUCAUCAAGGAUGCUAAAGUUUUGCAUUCUCAUCAUGACGAGUCGAUAGGAUCGUCUAUUCUUUUGGCUACUGCAAGAGUUUUGGUUAUUUCUGCAACAGGGCAAUCCAGAAAAUUGAGAGCACUCGUAGAUCAGGGUUCAGAAGCGGCAAUUAUUACAGAGAGAGUUGUUCAACAACUCAAUUUACCUAGAGUUCAUUCUUCAGUAUCGUUAACAGGAAUUGGUGCGAAAAAUAACCAGACAAAAGGGACUACCUCAUUUCUGCUCAAACCACAUUUUUUGUCAGAAUUUGAAGUUAAGAUACAAGCUUACAUUUUACCGAAAUUAACUUCUUCGAUGCCUUCUCUCUCACAUAAUAAGGAUAAAUGGGAUCAUUUGAAAAAUCUAAAAUUAGCUGAUCCUGAUUUUCAUAAAAAGGGAAAAAUUGACUUAAUAAUUGGUGCUGAUAUCUACAGUCGAAUUAUAAAAGACGGAAUCAUUAGAGGAGAACCUGACACUCCUAUCGCUCAAGCCACAAGGCUAGGUUGGAUUGUUUCCGGGGUGACAAGUCCUAGCACAACCAAUCCUAGAGUUCAAGGUUAUCAUGUGUCCAUCACUGAUGACAUUCACAACCUGCUUAAACGGUUUUGGGAAACUGAAGAAAUUUCGAUUAAUGCUAAGACGUUAACUAAAGACGAACAAGACUGUGAAGACCAUUUCAAAGCUACUCAUUCUCGGGACGCUACCGGGAGAUACAUUGUAAAACUUCCUUUUAAAGAUGCACCAGAUAAACUUGGAAAUUCAAAAUCAAAAGCUAUUCGAGUAAUGACUAACUUACGUCACAGAUUUUCUAGUAAUGAAUCUCACGCUAAAUUGUACGAGCAUUUCAUUAAAGAAUAUGAAGAUUUAAAUCACAUGAAAAGGGUACAAAAUUCACAAGAUGAACCGGAUAAAGUUAAUUAUCUGCCGCAUCACGGAGUUUACCGGGAACAAUCUCUUAGUACAAAGUUAAGAGUAGUCUUUAACGCUUCAAGUAAAACUACGACUGGAUCAUUUCGAUACGUUUUCUUUGCUGACAUCGAGAAGAUGUACAGACAAAUACGGAUACAUCCCGAUGACUGGAAUUAUCAAAGAAUUGUUUGGAUAGAUCAUCUAGGAAUAAUUAUUAUAUUUAUUCUGUUAACCGUAACGUAUGGGUUUAUAUGUGCACCGUUCUUAGCUUUACGAUCAUUCGAACAAUUGAUCCUCGACGAAGGACAUAAAUUUCCUCUCGCUCUUCCAACUAUGAAAAAUGGAAG
Molecule: messenger RNA, 1412 nt
Organism: Temnothorax curvispinosus
Lineage: Eukaryota; Metazoa; Arthropoda; Insecta; Hymenoptera; Formicidae
Exons: 3
Biological process (GO): proteolysis
Molecular function (GO): aspartic-type endopeptidase activity
Source: RefSeq, a predicted model, not a curated record